Aspergillus caelatus is the source of this 2238-nucleotide messenger RNA. Its product is annotated as putative MFS transporter. Gene Ontology annotation, molecular function: transmembrane transporter activity. Gene Ontology annotation, cellular component: membrane. The record is from RefSeq and is a predicted model, not a curated record. NCBI's taxonomy places the organism in Eukaryota, Fungi, Ascomycota, Eurotiomycetes, Eurotiales, Aspergillaceae. Gene Ontology annotation, biological process: transmembrane transport. The coding region runs from base 496 to 1920 and encodes 474 amino acids. The transcript has 9 exons.
CUUUCGACUGAGCAUGAUUGAUGGCUGGGCAGACAACUAGUCUACAGAUUUAAUGGCUCUUCCCCCUCCCUGAAACUACCAUUCGGGGCUAAUAUGAUCCUAAUAUCCUGACCAGGUCUUUCCUAUUCACUGCUAGACCAUGCAUGCUUACCAUCGGCAACUACCGAAUUUACCAAGCAAGCUGGAGAGGGCCGACAAUUUCACUAAUUGUUAUCACCAAUGGCUCGAUGGAAGCUGGAGCCAGUCAGAUCAAUAUAUCAGCUCUCAUCCAUGUCCACCCAACGCGCUAAUCGGAGAUUGACCGACUCUGGAAGUGGUUGUACUCUGCACCGUAACUUUCCCUAGCGAAGUUUUCCCCGGCUAUUUGGGUUUGGUUCAUGCGGGGGUUGCAAAUCCUUCCUGAUGCAGAGAAGUCGUCGCAUAACUUAAAAGAUCUUGUCACUCGGGGUCGCUUGGCCUUCACCAUCCGUUGCAGGAGGGCCUGAGUUUUGCACCAUGGACGAGAAAGAGAAGUACCACCAGGCUGCUGAGAAUGCCGAUCUAGAGAGGGAUUCCGAGAAUCUCCACGGUCGGGAUAUUGACAACCCUCGUGAGAGAGCUUUGGUCUGGAAGCAAGAUCUACGGAUCCUUCCACUAUGCGCCGCGAUCUACCUUCUCUGCUAUUUAGAUCGAUCUAACAUCGGAAAUGCCAAAAUUCUCAAUGAAGACACGGGCAAUGACCUCCUCACAGAGACUGGCAUGACUUCUUACCAAUACACUAUAGCGCUGAUGGUAUUUUUGAUCGCCUACGCCCUCUUCGAGGUUCCAUCAAAUUACUUCCUGAAGAAGCUAAGACCAAGUAAAUGGAUUGCUUUCUUGAUGCUGGGCUGGGGUGCAUCCACCAUGGGCUUGGGUGGCGCACACAAUUACGCGCAGGUUACUGGUAUUCGUUUCUUACUGGGAGUUAUGGAAGCGGGUCUCUUCCCCGGACUUGUUUACUACCUGACUUUCUGGUACCGGAACUCAGAGCGCUCGAUGCGCGUGGCGCUCAUCCUCGCAUCAGCUACAUUGGCGGGAGCCUUCGGCGGAGCAAUUGCCUAUGGCGUCGGACACAUGAACCAAACCCACGGUCUAUCUGCAUGGCGAUGGCUAUUUAUCAUUGAAGGAGCCCCUUCCUGUGCCUCUGCCUUCCUGGUCUGGUUCUUUCUUCCCGAUUACCCCGAAACUGCGUCAUGGCUCAGUGCAGAGGAAAAGGAACUCGCGAUGCAGCGACUGCAAAAUGAGGGCUCAAAGGGAGCUGCGCAUGCCAUGACCUGGGCAGAUGCUAAGGAGGUCCUAACGGAUUGGCGGUUAUACGCCCAUUAUAUGAUCUAUUUUGGCAUUUCCACACCUUUUUCCAGCCUCUCGCUCUUUACGCCCGCAAUUACAAGUGGGCUCGGGUAUACCAGUCUGCGCGCUCAGCUCAUGACAGUACCGCCAUGGGCUGUAGCAUACGUAGUCACCACAGCAGCAGCCUGGUCGGCAGAUCAUUUCAAUAGCCGCGGCCUUCAUUCGGCGGCAUUCUCCUUCAUCGGGGCCAUGGGGUUCCUAGCAUCUGCCGUUCUCCCACCGGACGCAUACCUCCACCGCUAUGGCUGUCUGAUAGUAGCCACCAGCGGUGCCUUCGCCUGUAUUCCCCCUCUUCUCGGCUGGCUCUCCUCCAACCUCCGCUCAACAGCCGGAACCGGCCUUGCGAUCGCAUUAAACGUGUCGGUCGGAGCUCCGGGGCAGAUCGUGGGCGUGUGGAUUUAUAAAGCCAACGAAGCGAAGAGGGGUUAUCCGACCGGCCACUGGACCAACGCAGCGCUCCUUCUGUUUGUCUGUGUAGGUUGUCUCUUGUUGCGAGUAUAUUAUGGAUGGAGGAAUAAACGGAGAGGAACGGGGGAUAAAUUUGCGUAUUAGGAAGAAAAGAAAAGAUUUUUUUUUCCGGUCCUGCUCUUUUUCGCCUUUCGUUUCUUUGUUCCUUCGUGGUUUGGGGGGACCACCGAAACAAUGGAAGCUAGAACCGUCGGAUCGGCAGUGUAUAUAGCGGAUGAGGGAAAUUAAAGUCGGACGAACCAUGGUACGCGGCACGUGAGCAGAGAAAUAAGGUUAAGCUCAGGGCAUGACACGGCGGGAUCCUGAAACUUGUUCCAGCGAUUUGGGUCUGGAAAAAGGAUGGGUGGUUCAACUUGUAUACAACCUGUCCCGCCCUAGAUUUGUACCUUAGCAGGAGUCCAC